This is a messenger RNA of Talaromyces proteolyticus, 1656 nucleotides long. RefSeq names its product major facilitator superfamily domain-containing protein. The record is from RefSeq and is a predicted model, not a curated record. Gene Ontology annotation, cellular component: membrane. Gene Ontology annotation, molecular function: transmembrane transporter activity. The transcript is spliced from 9 exons. Gene Ontology annotation, biological process: transmembrane transport. NCBI's taxonomy places the organism in Eukaryota, Fungi, Ascomycota, Eurotiomycetes, Eurotiales, Trichocomaceae. The coding region runs from base 1 to 1656 and encodes 551 amino acids.
AUGGAAAGCAUAGAUAGUGCCUCGCAUUCUACAGAAAAUGCUCCCACUUACGCGCCUAUUACUACCGAAGACCACGAUCAAGAAAGACCACGGCCGAUCUCUAAGACAGCCUCGCGUGGAUCUACGAUUAUCGAGAGGUCGUGGUCACUGAACGACGGUUAUAGUGUUGCAGGGGGGGAUGAUGAUGAGAACGAGAAUGAACAAACCGAAAAGCCAGGGAACGGAGUUGCGGCCUCUGAUACCGAAAUCGUGGUGAAAUGGGACGAGAACGACCCGGAAAACCCAAGGAACAUGUCUUGGGGUAGGAGAUGGCUUAUUACUGUUUUUAUCGCUCUCGGCUCGAUUUGCGUCACCUGUACUUCGUCCAUGUAUGUGAUGACCUAUAAGCAAAUUACCAAAGAAUUCGGGUGCUCGAAUGAGGUCGCGACGGUCGGGUUGACGACGUAUAUUUUUGGUCUCGGAAUUGGGCCACUGUUCCUGGCUCCGCUGUCAGAAUUCUACGGUCGUCGGAGGAUAUACCUCGUUUCGUUUACCUUCUUCGUCAUCUGGAUGAUUCCAUGUGCCGUGGCGCAAAACAUCCAGACCAUGCUUGUUGUGCGUUUCUUCAGCGGUCUUUCGGGAGCGGCAUUUUUGAGUGUUGCCGGAGGGACAGUGGGUGAUAUGUUCAAUCGUCAUGAACUGGCGGCGCCAAUGAUGCUCUACACAGCAAGUCCGUUUUUAGGGCCUGAAAUUGGUCCUUUGGUGGGUGGUUUUAUAAAUCAGUAUACAACUUGGCGAUGGACAUUUUAUACCUUGCUUAUAUGGGCAGGCGUCCAAUUGGCAAUCUUAUUCUUCUUCGUCCCCGAGACCUAUCACCCUGUACUCUUGAAACGCAAAGCAGCUAGGCUGCGUCAAGAAACCGGUGACAACAGAUACAUCGCGCCUUUAGAAAAGAUGAAAAAAUCCGUCGUCGAAACCGUUCUCCGCUCAUGCUACCGACCAAUGCUUCUUCUUACUCUGGAGCCAAUGUGUGCGUGUCUAUGCGUAUACUCCGCGAUAUUGCUGGGUAUUCUGUACCUUUUCUUCGGCGCAUUCAACAUGGUCUUCUCCACAGUGUAUGACUUCAACCAGUGGCAAACGGGAGCUUCGUUUCUGGGAAUUCUGGUUGGAAUGAUCUGUGCAAUCUUAUCCGAUCCUUUAUGGCGCAGAAAUUACCGCCGUUUGGAAAGUAAUCACAUGAAGGCGGUGGGUGAAAAAGGAGAAGCCAUGCCCGAAUGGCGUCUUCCACCAGCAAUCGGCGGCGCGCCUUUUGUGACGGUUGGCAUCUUCAUGUUCGCAUGGACCACGUACCCGCAUGUACACUGGAUUGUAUGUGUCGUCGGAACGGCCUUUUUCGGGGCAGGAGUCGUACUCGUCUACUCCGGUAUAUUUACUUUCCUCGUCGACGCCUACCCAGAAUUUGCGGCAAGUGCACUCGCAGCCAACAGCUUUGCGCGGUCUACUUUCGGCGGUGUAUUCCCACUGUUUGGAACACAAAUGUACGACCGGCUUGGCAUACACUGGGCGUCAUCCUUGCUGGCAUUUCUGACACUGCUAAUGCUUCCAUUUCCGUAUAUCUUCUUCCGAUACGGCAAGGAUAUCCGCAAGAAGAGUAAAUUCGCGACAUCCUUCACAUAA